Messenger RNA from Exophiala xenobiotica, 2507 nucleotides. RefSeq lists its product as uncharacterized. The coding region runs from base 234 to 1505 and encodes 423 amino acids. Gene Ontology annotation, biological process: transmembrane transport. The record is from RefSeq and is a predicted model, not a curated record. Gene Ontology annotation, molecular function: transmembrane transporter activity. The transcript is spliced from 2 exons. Gene Ontology annotation, cellular component: membrane. NCBI's taxonomy places the organism in Eukaryota, Fungi, Ascomycota, Eurotiomycetes, Chaetothyriales, Herpotrichiellaceae.
UGGGCAUUUCGGUCAAGACCGAUCUCUGAUAAAAUGCAACAUUCACCUGCGCCCGUCCUCUUUUCCUUCUUCUUUCCUGUCACCCUCUACCGGUACAUCCUCAUAUCUUGACACAGUGAGCGACUUCGGGAGUUUUGCGCUCGCUAAUCAUCAUAAAGCUCCAAUUCAGCCUCUUCUGAAAGCAUCGUGUAAAAUCGAUUCUAUCACAUUUCCUCCUGCGAACCGACGUCAUCAUGAGCAACACCAAAGACAUCGACACCGCGGUGCGAGCCACCAGCAUUGAUUUCGGUCGAGGUGACUAUGGCGCCACUGGCUCUGGUUCCAGCUCCCAGUCUCCCGUCAAGCAUGGCCAUCCCGAAAUCGUCGAACCUAGCCCUGAACGUCCCUUCAACGAGCUGGCCGAGAAGCGGACAUGGCGUGAAAAGAUUGCAUAUUUCAGGACCAGAGACUUCUGGUUCAUCCUCAUCCUGGGUCAGAUACUGGCUAUCUGCAUCACUGGCACAAACACCUUGACCACCCUUUUGGCCAUGGAGGGGACCAGCAUUCCCGCCUUUCAGACACUGUUCAACUACGUAUUGCUUAAUCUGAUCUACACCAGCUACACUCUAUACAAAUAUGGCUUCAAGAAAUGGUUGCAUCUGUGCGUUCAUGAUGGUUGGAAAUACAUUAUCCUUGCCUUCAUGGAUGUCGAGGGGAACUACUUCACCGUCCUAGCAUAUAGAUACACGACUAUUCUAUCCGCGCAGCUCAUCAACUUCUGGGCCAUCGUCAUUGUCGUGGUCAUUUCUUUCUUGUUCCUCAAGGUCCGCUACCACUGGGCCCAGAUCCUCGGCAUCUUCGUCUGCAUCGGUGGCAUGGGUCUGCUUCUGGCCUCGGAUCACAUUACCGGCUCCAACGGCGGAGAUGUAUCUUCUGGCAACCAGUUGAAGGGCGAUUUGUUUGCUCUUCUGGGCGCCACGUUCUACGGUUUUUGCAACGUCUACGAGGAAUGGUUCGUCUCGGGUCGUCCCCUCUAUGAAGUUAUCGGUCAACUUGGAUUCUGGGCUACCAUCAUCAAUGGUGUCCAGGCCGGCAUCUUCGACCGCCACGCAUUCCGUACUGCAACCUGGAAUGGCGACGUCGCCGGAUAUCUUGUCGGUUACACGCUCAUUCUCACUACUUUCUACACGUUGGUCCCGAUCCUGUAUCGUUUCGCCAGCGCCGCUUUCCAGAAUAUUUCGCUCUUGACGGGCAAUUUCUGGGGAGUCAUCAUUGGAAUCCAGGUGUUCCAUCUGCAUGUACACUGGAUGUACCCUAUUGCCUUCACGCUUAUCAUGGUCGGUCAUUUUGUCUACUACUUUGGCAAAGGUGUCAUGGGUGAAGCCAAGAAAGCAUGGCUGGGUGACGACCAAGAGAGGGGCAUUGAUGGAUUCGGCUCUGCAAAGCGCAAGAUGAGGAAGAUGCAAGAAGGCGCAGCUGGGGUCAGAAGAGGUGACGAAGGCACCGAGAGUAUGGGAGUGGUGUGAAAUCUAUAAGUUCAGUCGGCCAGCCACUGAAACUUCGAUCCUAGGGCGGUCGACACUGAAACCUCUUAUGCACACUUUGGCCAGCCGCUGAAAUUACGAUCUUGGAGCGCUAACGCCCAACAUCUCUAUCCACUGCUUCGCAAAUCGCUCUUUUACUGAGAUUCUGCAUCGACACGGCUCUGUUCAGGCGUUUCAGCCAGGCAGAUACAUAACUUACGGCCACUUAAUGAUUGAGAACUCAUGUCCAUUUCACGGAGUUCAAUCAAGGAUAAUUUAUUACGACCCUCUACUUUCGAUGCAUUGCUAACCUUUUCCUUAUUCUGUCCUUAUGAUGAGUCAGUACCACCUUGAUCAUUUUGUUGUUCGGCAGCAACCACCCCCGAAAAGGUCUCAUGGAGUUACGCCUACCUUACUGGGUAAGUAUCACUUCAAAAGAUACCCACCCUCCACAUUCACCAGCGUGCCCGUCUGAAACGCAUUUUUCAUCAAGCCCAAAUACGCCUCGGCCAGGUCCUCGACACUCGCGACCUUGCCCACCAGACCAUGCUGCGCGUACAUUUCGCGCAUCUUGUCCUUUGCUGCCUCCUUCUCGUCCUCCCCAGCAUCGGCAGCGACCGGCACACUUCUGAACAACAAGUCCGUCUCGACAGCACCGGGCGACACCAGAUUGACGCGGACAGGCGCCAUAUCCAAGGCCAGCCCGCGCGUGAGGCCCUCCUUUGCCGCGCCGAUGCCGAUCACGGGUGCCAACCCCUUCCGCGGCUUAUUGACCAGCGCGCCCGACGUCAUGGUGAACGAACUUCCGGCGGCCGGCGCCAUGUAACGGAUUGCGACUUUGGCCAGCAUCGUCACGCCGACGAGUCUGUCGCGCGCGAGCAGAGACAGCAAGCUUGGCGUCACCGUGUCCAUGUUCACUUGGCCCAUCAGGCCGACGUCGCCGGCCGUUUCGACGACGUGGUCGAGUUUGAACCUUUUGUGGUCUGUGGCGAAGUCGAACAAGUU